AUGGCGUCAGUCGACCACGAUCCUCUAUUGCUCCUGCGGGGGUCAAUCGCAUCCAAUAGUCAAAUCAUCCCGACCACGUCCGCCGACGCAUCUUCCGACAGCAGCGCCGAAGUGCCGCUCUCCCAGGCCACUCACCUUGUGUUCACCCACCCAACCCGUGUCGCUAUUCCCAUCGAUGCGCCGACGCGCUUUGUCUCCAACGGCAGCCCCGUCGAUCUCCGCAGUAUCUACUUCGCGUGGCUGAAUCAUGAAGUUGCCAUUCCAGAGUACAACGCUUCCGCGACCAAGCUUAACGAGGAACUGGCCGGUGCCGGCGCUGUACACAAGUUUGCCUUCGUCGAGCGCCUUGAGCUCAUCGCCUGGCUGGAAGGUGGAAGUGAAGAGAGUGAAUACAUCAAGCCGCUGGCAGGCGAAACAGGUGGAGCUUCCGCGACUGGUGCUGCUAGCACGACAGCUACCUCCAAGGUCGCCCCUACUGCUUCUGCGAGAUCUGGUCGUGGGACACUAGACCCCAGGCUCGCCCAGAUUUACAACGGCGAACGGCGCAUGGGGGAUCGUAACAGUGUUCUGAGGGGAAUCAAGCCCACAGAUUUCUCACACGUUCGUAAGCUCGCGCAAGCCUUCAUGUCUAAGAAGCCCGGCCCUACGGCAAUUACGAACAACCCCGCUCUUGCCAUCAACCAGAAGCCCGCGCGACGACCCGACCCCAUCAUCCUCCUUUCACCCUCCGCCUCUUCGCUUCUCCGCAUGUCCAACAUCCGAGACUUCCUCGAGAACGGCAAGUACACGUUGCCAGAUCACAACGCCUCCACCUCUGUGCUGCACCUGUCGCGCAUGAUGAAAGACAUCGACCCCAACCGCCCAAUGCGCUUCAUUCUCGUCGAAGGCCCGGAGCAGUUCAAGCCCGAGUACUGGAACCGCGUGGUGGCCGUCUUCACAACCGGUCAGUCAUGGCAGUUCAAGAACUACCGCUGGAGCCAACCAACAGACCUUUUCCGCCACGUUUUGGGUAUCUACGUCGGCUGGCGAGGCGAGCAGCCACCUGAGAGUGUGCGAUCGUUCGGUCAUCGGGUCCUAGCUACCUCCGUUGACAAGGUGCGUGAUGCGGGGGCGGCGGGCGCAGAGAACAGGUGGCGAGACAGGGAGGUGGUGGAGAAUAUCUGGAAGGCUAUUGAGGGGAACAUGCGUAGUAAGGGCUGGCGUAAAGAUGCUGCCCCGACGUCUAUUUGA
Sordaria macrospora k-hell is the source of this 1230-nucleotide messenger RNA. RefSeq lists its product as uncharacterized. Gene Ontology annotation, biological process: transcription elongation by RNA polymerase II; positive regulation of transcription elongation by RNA polymerase II. Gene Ontology annotation, cellular component: Cdc73/Paf1 complex. Lineage: Eukaryota; Fungi; Ascomycota; Sordariomycetes; Sordariales; Sordariaceae. The record is from RefSeq and is a predicted model, not a curated record. Gene Ontology annotation, molecular function: RNA polymerase II complex binding.